AUGCCACCAACCCGCCCUUCCGUGCAAACUCACUCCGACUUGCUCCACCGCUCCCCCUUCAUCACCUACACAGGCUCAUGGUUGACCCUGGCCUCGUACCAUUCCUGGGUCCCCGACGACUCGGAAUCCGGAUCAUUCAACUUUGCCUUUGACGGCACCGACUUUGCAGUCUAUGGCGGGUGGGAUGCCGACACGGCUGCGUGGAUCGACAUCGACGGUAACAGCACCUGGUGGCAUGCCGAGCGACCCAGCGGGCCCCUGCCUCCAGAUGGGCACAUGAUGUACAGCCAGACAGUACCGGCCGGGUUUCAUCGCGUGUCGGUCAACUUGGCCAGCGGGAGGAUGGGCCUCGUCAAGGUCGUCGUGGGUGACGGGCCUAUUGGCCCCGACGCUUACCCAUGGGAAUGGUGGCACCUCGCAUUGGGCGCCUCAGCCAUGCUGCUAGCAGCGACGCGCAUCAUUUCGCGCAAGAGACGUACUCUGGCAGACGACCUCACUUGCCCUUCAGAAAAGGCGUAA
Cutaneotrichosporon cavernicola is the source of this 519-nucleotide messenger RNA. RefSeq lists its product as uncharacterized. The transcript is spliced from 3 exons. Bases 1 to 519 code for a protein of 172 amino acids. Lineage: Eukaryota; Fungi; Basidiomycota; Tremellomycetes; Trichosporonales; Trichosporonaceae. The record is from RefSeq and is a predicted model, not a curated record.